AAUUUGAGUCUAUACAUUGUUGUGCUCUUGGCACUGCUUUGUUGUGUAUUCCAACUUUCAUUACAACACUCUCGUAGUGGGUUAGGCCCAGUCUUUGGCUGGAGAGCUAGGACCUUGCUACUUUACAUAACGCUGCAUACCCACCUUGCUACUCUGCCAGCCCUCCAGAUGGAGGAGGAGCGCCAACGCAAGCAUGGCAUCGUCGUCCCGGAGCAAGAGACGGACGUGACCAGUGCCAUGCUCGCGCGGGGCCGAAUGGACAAGCAGCGGGUAGCGGUUGAUUUAGCGGAACAGCGGAAGGUGCUCGCGGCGCACAUGCACCUCGUGGACGCCCAGCUCGGGAGAGCGCACACGCAGGUGAAGAAGCGGCGGGCCCGGCACAAGGUGCACCACGACCACCACGGGGACGAGGAGGAGCCCGUGGGGCCCACGAAAUCCGCGCGCGAGCACCCGGGGACCUGGGAGGCCCGGCGCGCGCGCGACCUGUCGCUCCGCAAGCGGCGGCCGGUCAUCCCGAAGCCGUCCCGGUACGAAGCGAAGCCGCGGGCCGACCGGACGGACGCCGAGGCCGAGAGUCGGCUGCGGACGCUCAUGGCCGAGGUCGACACGAAUUUGUAUCAGCUGACCCUGCCCGAGCAGGUCCGCGACGCCGAGGGCUGGUUCCUGAAGAAGCGGAGCAACGCGCGCCAGCUCCGCUCGAAGUCCAUCGCCAACCCGCUCGUGGCGUCGCAGCGAUGGCUCCACGGGCCGCGCAUCGCGGAGCACAAGGCGGCCUACUAGUAAACUAC
Molecule: messenger RNA, 788 nt
Organism: Pelagomonas calceolata
Lineage: Eukaryota; Pelagophyceae; Pelagomonadales; Pelagomonadaceae
Source: the annotation of a GenBank genome assembly